UCAUCCGAUCUUCAAACCCUCAUCUGUAAUAUUUAAACGCGUUCAAGGCUGUUCUUGUCCUUUCCACAUGUGUUUUCAUCACCUCCGCCAGCUGCCUAGCUGUAGGUUGUAGCACUACGAACUUCCCAUUUCAGAUACACACCAUAACUCAAAUGUUGGUUCACUCACCUACUAUCUUUCUUUCUCCAAUUAUUAAACAAAAUAUGACCUAAUAUCUCUUCCUUACCAUCUUCUCCCAUUUCACUCACUCAGUUUCUUUCUUUCUUCGGCUUCCAGAAAAGGUAAAAUGGCUUGAAACUCUCUUCAUUUACACGGUAUUUGACGACCAACUCUUUUUUUUGGGGGGUUGCCUUUUGAGGUUGCUAGCUUGUCCCUUGGAUCUCAAAUCUUUACACUCUUUUAGCUAAGGAAUUCUGGGCUUGCAUUCAUUUUUUCAUUGCUGCUCAAAUAUUAAGUCUUUUCUUUUUCUGUCUCGGAUCCCGCAUUAUGAACUCAUGAGGAACUCAGUUGAUCCCUCCUUUCCGAUGUCUGUUAUAAUUUUUUUGUCCUUGCUGUUGCUGUUGUUUCAACUUGUCUUAGCUGCUGAUUAUGUACCAACUGAGAAAAUCCUCCUAAAUUGCGGCGAAAAAUCAGAGCUUACCGACAACGAUAAUCGGAAAUGGACUCCGGAUUUUGGGUCCAAGUUUCUGGUCGGAACUGGGAAUUCCGUCAUUUCCCGAGCUGCCACGCAAGAUCCCGCGGUCCCCGAAGUUCCUUACUUGACCGCCCGGGUUUUCCGCUCUAACUUUACCUAUAGUUUCCCGGUCGUAGCCGGUCGGAAAUUUGUUAGGUUGUAUUUCUAUGCUAAUUCAUAUGAUGACCGGAAUUCGAGCAAUGCUUUGUUUUCCGUCACAUCUGGUUCUUAUACUCUUCUUAAGAAUUUCAGUGCUGCUCAAACAAGUGAAGCUAUGAAUUACGCCUUUAUUGUUAAGGAGUAUUCCAUCAAUGUAGAUGGUGACCGCUUGAACUUGACAUUUAGUCUCGGUUCGACCCCUUCCAAUGCGUAUGCGUUUGUCAAUGGGAUUGAGGUUUUGUCAAUGCCUGAUAUUUAUAGUAACACCGAUGGGAUAACGAUUGUGGGGCAGAACUCACAGUUCACUAUCGAUAACAGCACAACUCUCGAGAAUAUUUACCGGCUGAAUGUGGGUGGAAACGAUAUCUCGCCUUCUGGUGAUACAGGUCUGUUUAGGUCUUGGUAUGAUGACCAGCCCUACCUUUUUGGGGCUGCACAUGGAGUUUCAGGAGCUGCGGAUCCGAAUGUGACAAUCGAUUAUGGUACCAUGCCGAGGUAUAUUGCACCACAAGAUGUGUACACCACUGCUAGAUCCAUGGGGCCAAAUGCUCAAGUGAACUAUAAUUAUAAUUUAACCUGGUUGUUCAGUGUUGACUCUGGAUUCUCUUACUUGGUUAGGCUACAUUUCUGUGAGUUUACGGAUAACAUUACUAAGGUUAAUCAGAGAGUGUUUGAUGUCUUCCUUAACAACCAAACUGCCGAGCAAGGUGUUGAUGUGAUUGCGCUGGCAGAUGAAGUUGAUGUUCCUGUGUUUAGGGAUUAUGUGGUCAUCGUUCCUGGAGGGAAUUCACAGCAGGAUCUAUGGCUUGCAUUGCAUCCAGACCCAAGUAGCAAGCCCCAGUAUUAUGAUGCACUCUUAAAUGGUGUGGAGAUAUUCAAGAUAAGUGACCCAAAAAGCAAUCUAGCAGGGCCCAAUCCAACCCCUGGUCCAAAACAGAAUGUAGUUAAUCCAUCAUUGGCUUUGCCAUCUAGCCAAGGUCAUUUGAAGAACCAGAAAGCAAUUAUCGCUGGGGGGGUCAGUGGUGGACUGGUUCUAGCUCUUGUUAUUGGUUUCUGUGUUGUUACUGCAUCACGUCGUCGAAGGCAUGGAAAUUAUACGAGCCCGAGUGAUGGUCCAUCAGGAUGGCUUCCUCUUUCAUUGUACGGAAAUUCACACUCUGCAGGUUCAGCAAAGACAAAUACUACAGGGAGCUAUGCUUCAUCCCUCCCUUCAAACCUUUGCCGGCAUUUCUCAUUUGCCGAGAUCAAAUCUGCCACAAAAAACUUUGAUGAGGCUUUAGUCCUUGGGGUGGGAGGUUUUGGCAAAGUUUACAAAGGAGAAAUUGAUGGCGGGACAACUAAAGUUGCAAUCAAGCGUGGCAAUCCGCUAUCUGAGCAAGGUGUGCAUGAGUUCCAGACUGAGAUUGAAAUGCUUUCAAAACUUCGACACCGCCACCUUGUUUCGUUGAUUGGUUACUGUGAAGAGAAUUGUGAAAUGAUCCUAGUUUAUGAUUAUAUGGCUCAUGGAACAUUGCGUGAACAUCUAUACAAAACAAAAAAGCCACCUCUUCCUUGGAAGCAAAGGCUGGAAAUAUGCAUUGGGGCUGCUCGCGGUUUGCACUAUCUCCACACUGGUGCCAAGCACACUAUCAUUCACCGGGAUGUGAAGACAACAAACAUUCUUCUCGAUGAGAAGUGGGUGGCAAAAGUUUCUGAUUUUGGAUUAUCAAAAACUGGCCCCACAUUGGAUCAUACUCAUGUGAGCACUGUCGUGAAGGGUAGCUUUGGCUAUUUGGAUCCCGAGUAUUUCAGACGACAGCAGCUAACUGAUAAGUCUGAUGUUUACUCUUUCGGGGUUGUCCUCUUUGAGAUCCUGUGUGCACGUCCAGCAUUGAAUCCUACACUGCCGAAGGAGCAAGUGAGCCUUGCAGAGUGGGCUGCACAUUGUCACAAGAAAGGCAUCCUAGAUCAGAUUAUGGAUCCUUAUCUGAAAGGGAAGAUAACACCGGAAUGUUUCAAAAAGUUUGCCGAGACAGCAAUGAAGUGCGUGGCUGAUGAGGGAAUCGAGAGACCAUCUAUGGGUGAUGUGCUGUGGAACCUUGAGUUUGCCUUGCAGCUGCAGGAGAGUGCAGAAGAGAGUGGGAAGGGAAUUGGUGAAAUGGACAUGGACGAGGGGAGCUAUGAAGGAACCUGUAAAGGGAAGAAAGAUCCGAAUGCAUCCCUGGGGUAUGAUGGUAACAUAACUGAUUCUAGGAGCAGCGGGAUGAGCAUGAGCAUCGGUGGUCGCAGCCUGGCUAGUGAAGACUCAGAGGGUUUGACACCUAGUGCUGUUUUCUCACAGAUCAUGAACCCUAAAGGGCGUUGAGAUGAGAAGUGCACAAGUGAUUGUUGCAUGACUUGAGCAUGGCAUGGAAUGGAAUAUAGGAAUAUUGAGUUUUGUUGUGGCAUUCAUUUCACUUAUAAUUAGUAUAAUCUGCUUUACAUAUUCACUCUGAUAAUAUGUGUUAUAAUCCAAGUGGGGUUGUUGUAACUUGCAUGUAAAAGAAAUAUAAGAAAAAGGGUGGUCCUAUUAUGUAAA
Gossypium raimondii (Peruvian cotton) is the source of this 3389-nucleotide messenger RNA. Its product is annotated as receptor-like protein kinase FERONIA. NCBI's taxonomy places the organism in Eukaryota, Viridiplantae, Streptophyta, Magnoliopsida, Malvales, Malvaceae. The transcript has a single exon. The coding region runs from base 495 to 3176 and encodes 893 amino acids. Gene Ontology annotation, molecular function: ATP binding; protein kinase activity. The record is from RefSeq and is a predicted model, not a curated record. Gene Ontology annotation, biological process: protein phosphorylation.